Molecule: messenger RNA, 2475 nt
Organism: Chenopodium quinoa (quinoa)
Lineage: Eukaryota; Viridiplantae; Streptophyta; Magnoliopsida; Caryophyllales; Amaranthaceae
Product: FGGY carbohydrate kinase domain-containing protein-like
Exons: 15
Coding region: 323-2056 (577 amino acids)
Biological process (GO): carbohydrate metabolic process
Molecular function (GO): kinase activity; phosphotransferase activity, alcohol group as acceptor
Source: RefSeq, a predicted model, not a curated record
UUUUGUGCAUUGACAUAGUAUCUGUUAGUCAUAGUGUCCCAAUUAUUAUAAUAAAACGAGUUUGAUUAAAAAAUAAUAAUAAUAAAAAUAAAAACACCUUAAUAGUCAUUAAUCUCGUCAUCAAUCCCCAUCACAAUAGAUAAGAUAGGAAGAUAUACAUACAUUUAAUGAUUUUUAAAAAUACAAUAAAAGUAAAAGAACAUUUCCAAAAAAAAAAAAUAAUAAAUAAUAAUGUACGGCCAAAAAAAACAAAAAUAAUCAACAACCCCGUAAUUGAACCAACGCCACCCCUUGAACGCUUUGUUACUCCGUCGUGAAUAAAAUGUCCGGCGCCGAUGAAGCCCCGCCUCGCUCCGUCUUCCUCGGUGUCGACGUCGGCACCGGCAGCGCUCGCGCAGGUUUGUUUGAUGCGAAUGGUAAGCUUUUAGGUUUUGGAAACUGUCCCAUACAAAUUUGGAAGGAGGGUGAUUGUAUUGAGCAAUCUUCAACCGAUAUCUGGCUUGCUGUCUGUUCAGCUGUUAAAUUAGCAUGCACUCUUGCAAAUGUUGAUGGAAAAGAAGUAGUGGGGAUUGGGUUUGCAGCAACGUGUUCCCUUGUGGCUGUAGAUUCUGAUGGUUCCCCAGUUACAGUUUCUUGGAGUGGUGAUUCUAGAAGAAAUGUUAUUGUUUGGAUGGACCAUAGAGCUGUAAAGCAAGCUGAAAGGAUCAAUGCUUCCAACUCACCUGUAUUGCAAUACUGUGGGGGAUCUCUUUCUCCUGAGAUGGAACCACCAAAGCUUUUGUGGGUUAAGGAAAACCUCAAGGAAUCCUGGUCAAUGGCUUUUCGGUGGAUGGACUUAAGUGACUGGCUGUCCUAUAGAGCAACUGGUGAUGAUACGAGGAGCCUUUGCACCACUGUUUGCAAAUGGACAUAUCUGGGUCAUGCACACCUGGAGCAAUUGAAUGAGAAUGAUUCCCGUGAUAUGGAAGCUUGUGGUUGGGAUGAUGAAUUUUGGGAGGAGAUUGGCUUAGGUGAUUUGGUCGAUGGACAUCAUGCCAAGAUUGGGCGGAGUGUUGCUUUCCCUGGGCAUACUUUGGGCUCUGGUCUGACACCAACUGCUGCAAAGGAACUAGGUUUGGAAGCUGGCACUCCAGUAGGAACAUCUUUAAUUGAUGCCCAUGCAGGCGGAGUUGGGGUCAUGGAAAGCUUUCCAGCAUCUGACUUGAAAUGUGAAGCUGAUGAGAACGAUGGAAUCUGCCGUCGUAUGGUCUUGGUUUGUGGAACAUCUACUUGCCACAUGGCUGUGUCUCAGAGCAAGUUGUUCAUUCCAGGGGUCUGGGGACCAUUUUGGUCUGCAAUGGUACCUCAAUUCUGGCUUACAGAGGGCGGUCAAAGUGCCACUGGGGCACUCUUGGAUCACAUAAUUGAGAACCAUGUAGCUUCUCCACAUCUGGCAAAUCGUGCUGCCUCUCAGGGGACCACAGUGUUUGCACUUCUAAACAAAAUGUUAGAAUCAAUGAUGCAGGAGCUUGAUGCUUCAUUUCUUUCUGCUCUAACAAAGGAUUUGCAUGUCCUUCCUGACUUUCAUGGGAAUAGGUCUCCUAUUGCAGAUCCUAAUGCAAAAGGGAUGGUCAGUGGUCUAACACUUGACACAAGUGAAAAGCAGCUUGCUCUUUUAUAUCUUGCCACUGUACAAGGUAUUGCGUAUGGCACCCGUCACAUCAUUGAGCAAUGCAAUGCCAAUGGCCAUAAAAUAAACACACUUCUUGCUUGUGGUGGACUAGCAAAGAAUCUUUUGUACAUACAAGAGCAUGCCGAUAUUACUGGAUACCCAGUAAUUCUUCCUCGGGAAAAUGAGUCUGUAUUAUUGGGUGCCGCUAUUCUGGGUGCUGUUGCAGCGAAGAAAUAUCCCAGCCUACAUGACGCGAUGAAGGCACUGAAUGCAGCAGGCCAGGUCAUUAAUCCAUCCAAAGAUCCCAAUGUGAAGAAGUACCACGAUGCGAAGUAUAGGAUUUUCCGUGACCUUUAUGAUAAACAAGUCUCAUAUCGGUCCAUCAUUGCUGAAGCUUUGGCUUAGGUGGUAUGGUAGUAUCUUCAGCUAUGAGACGAGAGUCCUUCUGAGCUUAUAAGUUUGUGACUUCCUUGCUCAUACACAUUUUCGUGUUCAAAAGGAAUUGUUUACCAUAUGGAGUUGUACAUUUCACUUUCUCCUUUUCCUCUUAAUUUUUCUCACUCGUUUAUUAGUUUGCUUCUUUUCUGGGGUUUUAUUUACUGUAUAGCCAGUUUGUUUUGUUCUUCGUUGCUGGUUUUAUGCCUUCUUAACUUAUUGAUUAUAGUUAUAACAAGGAAACGGGUUAUGUAAAGCUUAGUACCUAAUUUUCGCGGUGAUAGAUUUAUGAACUCUUGCUUCACGUUUCUAAUUUAAGGGAACUGCUGCUAUUUGCUAUUCUUUUGUUUACUAUUCACCGCAAUGAAAUUCAACUACAUCAUUGUCUA